Messenger RNA from Eublepharis macularius, 942 nucleotides. RefSeq names its product olfactory receptor 10C1-like. Gene Ontology annotation, cellular component: membrane. Gene Ontology annotation, biological process: G protein-coupled receptor signaling pathway. NCBI's taxonomy places the organism in Eukaryota, Metazoa, Chordata, Lepidosauria, Squamata, Eublepharidae. The coding region runs from base 10 to 942 and encodes 310 amino acids. The transcript has a single exon. The record is from RefSeq and is a predicted model, not a curated record. Gene Ontology annotation, molecular function: G protein-coupled receptor activity; olfactory receptor activity.
GACAAAGCAAUGGAAAAUUUCACCUCAGUGAAGAUUUUUAUUUUAGUGGGCUUCUCAAAUGCCCCACAUUGGCAAAUCCUCUUCUUUGUCAUCUUGCUAUGCAUUUACAUUGCCACCGUACUUGGCAAUCUCAUCAUUAUUGUUCUUAUUUAUGUUGACUCUUCCCUCUGCACACCUAUGUACUUUUUCCUCAGAAACUUGUCUUUCUUAGAGAUCUGCUAUACUUCUGUCACUAUCCCCAAGAUGCUGGCUAACAUCCUUGCUUUGGAAAAAACCAUCUCCUUCCAUGCCUGUGCCAUUCAAAUGUAUUUCUUCCUCUUCUUUGGUGCCACUGAGUGCUGCCUCCUAGCCUGCAUGGCUUAUGAUCGCUACACUGCUAUAUGCAAUCCACUGUGUUAUCCAGUCAUCAUGAGGAAAAAGGUUUGCAUUCAGCUUGCGGCUGUUUCUUGGGUCUGUGGAGGCCUAGUGGCUCUGGGCCAUACCACCUUUAUUUUCACCCUUCCUUUUUGUGACUCCAAUGUCAUCAAUCAUUUCUUCUGUGAAAUCCAGCCGAUGUUGAAGCUGGUGUGUGGAGACACAUACUGGAACGAAAUCCAAGUCAUCGCAGCAGCUGCCUUUCUGAUCCUGAUACCCUUCAUGCUGAUCCUUUUGUCCUAUUUCCAUAUCAUCACUACCAUCUUGAGGAUGAAAUCAGCCAAAAACCGACAGAAGGCUUUCUCUACCUGCUCCUCACACCUCAUUGUGGUCUCAUUGUUCUACAGCACAGCCAUUUUCAUGUAUAUACGCCCCAAAUCCAGUUACUCUCUGAAUGUGGACAAAUUUCUCUCUCUUUUCUAUUCAAUUGUUACUCCAAUAUUGAACCCCAUAAUCUACAGUCUGAGGAACAAGGAUGUAAAGGGGGCUCUCAAGAAAGUAGUGUUAAAGCUAGUGGCUUCAAAGUGA